AUGAUGAAGAGAAAGCUGAGAGCCUCUGACUGCCUUCAGAUCUGCUCACGGUCUGUGUACCGUAGCUUCUUGCAGAUCAAUGUGCAGGUACCCACCUGUCCUGCGCUCUGGUCCUACACGGUGAGCCCUCAGCACCAUCAUCUUCACGUCAGCAGGAAUGUUCAGCAGCUGUUGGUGGUUAAAGAAGAGGUUCCUCCUGAGCAGAAGGAGUGGAGCUCCAGUGUGGACCAGGAGGAGCCAGAGCCCCCCCCACACAUUAAAGAGGAACAGGAGGAACUGUGGAGCAGUCAGGAGGGAGAGCAGCUUCAAGGGCUGGAGGAGGCUGAUAUCACCAAGUUCCCAUUCACUCCUGUCCCUGUGAAGAGUGAAGAUGAUGAAGAGGAAGCUCAGUCCUCACAGCUUCAUCAGAGACAAACUCAACACAUGGAAACAGAAGCUGAUGGAGAGGACUGUGGAGGACCAGAACCAGCCAGGAACUCACAUCCACUUUUACAACCAGAGACUGAAGACCAGACUGGAGACUCUUCUGAUCCUGAGACUGAUGACAGUGCUGAUUGGAAGGAGACCAGAGAACCUCAGUCAGCUUUAAACUCUCUGAAACAUGAUUCAACAUGUAAGAAAACAUUCAGCUGCUCUGAGUGUGGGAAAAGAUUUGGCUUCAAGUCAAAUCUGAAGAAACACAUGAGAAUCCACACAGGAGAAAAACCUUUCAGCUGCUCUGAGUGUGGGAGAGCUUUCACUGAACGUGGAACCCUGAAGACACACAUGAUGACUCAUUCUGGAGAAAAACCUUUUAGCUGCUCAGUCUGUAAGAAAUCUUUUACAUACAGUGGAGCUUUAAAGAAACACAUAAGAACUCACACAGGAGAAAGACCUUUCAGCUGCUCAGUUUGUAAUACAUCUUUUACACAGAGAGGAAAUUUACAGUCACACAUGGCAGUCCACACAGAUGUUCAGCAGCUGUCGGUGGUUAAAGAAGAGGUUCCCCCUGAGCAGCAGGAGUAUAGCUCCAUCGUGGACCAGGAGGAGCCAGAGCCCCCCCCAAACAUUAAAGAGGAACAGGAGGGACUGUGGAGCAGUCAGGAGGGAGAGCAGCUUCAAGGGCUGGAGGAGGCUGAUAUCACCAAGUUCCCAUUCACUCCUGUUCCUGUGAAGAGUGGAGAUGAUGAAGAGGAAGCUCAGUCCUCACAGCUUCAUCAGAGACAAACUCAACACAUGGAAACAGAAGCUGAUGGAGAGGACUGUGGAGGACCAGAACCAGCCAGGAACUCACAUCCACUUUUCCAACCAGAGACUGAAGACCAGACUGGAGACUCUUCUGAACCUGAGACUGAUGACAGUGCUGAUUGGAAGGAGACCAGAGAACCUCAGUCAGCUUUAAAGACUUUAAAACGUAAUUCAAGAUGUAAGAAACCAUUCAGCUGCUCUGAGUGUGAGAGAAGAUUUGGGACCAAGCAACAUCUGAAGACACACAUGAGAACUCACACAGGAGAGAAACCUUUCAGGUGCUCUGAGUGUGGGAGGAAAUUUGACCGCAAAGGAAGUCUGAAUAGACACAUGAGAACUCACACAGGAGAAAAACCUUUCUGCUGCUCCAUCUGUAAGAAAUCUUUUACACACAGUGCAAAUUUAGGCUCACACAUGACAGUCCACACAAGGGAAAAAAGAUUUAGCUGCAGUGUUUGUGACAAGACAUUUCAGUGGCUUAAUCAGGUCAAAAGACAUAAAUGUGUUGGUCGUAAGUCAUCACAGCUUCAUCAGAGUCAAACGGAGGAGAACAGAGAGGCAGAGCCUCCAGCCAGCAGAGAAACUCAACACAUGGUAACAGAAGCUGAUGGAGAGGACUGUGGAGGACCAGAACCAGCCAGGAACUCACAUCCACUUUUACAACCAGAGACUGAAGACCAGACUGGAGACUCUUCUGAACCUGAGACUGAUGACAGUGCUGAUUGGAAGGAGACCAGAGAACCUCAGUCAGCUCGAAACUCUCUGAAAGAUGAAUCAAAAUGUAAGAAAACAUUCAGCUGCUCUAAGUGUGGGAAAAGAUUUGGCCGCAAGCAACAUCUGAAGAGACACAUGAUGACUCACAUGUCAGAAACCAGGAGGGACAGUCUGGGUCCACUUCCUGUGGGGAACAGUUUUCAGACUAAAAGACUCUGA
Molecule: messenger RNA, 2160 nt
Organism: Sander lucioperca (pikeperch)
Lineage: Eukaryota; Metazoa; Chordata; Actinopteri; Perciformes; Percidae
Product: zinc finger protein 84-like
Exons: 5
Coding region: 1-2160 (719 amino acids)
Biological process (GO): regulation of transcription by RNA polymerase II
Molecular function (GO): RNA polymerase II cis-regulatory region sequence-specific DNA binding; DNA-binding transcription factor activity, RNA polymerase II-specific
Source: RefSeq, a predicted model, not a curated record